Plasmopara halstedii is the source of this 1926-nucleotide messenger RNA. Its product is annotated as Phosphatidylinositol-4-phosphate-5-kinase (PIPK-C). The coding region runs from base 1 to 1926 and encodes 641 amino acids. Gene Ontology annotation, molecular function: phosphatidylinositol kinase activity. NCBI's taxonomy places the organism in Eukaryota, Oomycota, Peronosporomycetes, Peronosporales, Peronosporaceae. The record is from RefSeq and is a predicted model, not a curated record. The transcript has 2 exons. Gene Ontology annotation, biological process: phosphatidylinositol metabolic process.
AUGCCUGUAGAAGUUGUCGUUCCAGUUGAGCUUGACCUCAUUAACAACUUUAAUGACGUCGGUCCCGAGCUUUUGCCGCAACAGAUGGUUGCGGUGUCGUCAAACUGUCAACUGACCAUUUCACCGUCGUCACAGAGCAGUCAUCCAUCGUCACCAACCUCUAUCGAAAGCGAUGGAUUCGAAUUGAGCCAUUCGAUGAUUAACUCGAGCUCCACUUCUAUAACCACCGCUACGACGUCGGCAACGCUUGAUUUAAGCGCAUCGACGGAGACUUAUGUGGAUGAUUCUGCAUCCUUAGCGUCAAAAGCAAAUUCGAAAACAAAUUUGUCGAUUUUGGAAAAGCGGAUGCGAAUUGGAAAGUCAAAACUUGGCCAUGCACGAUACAAAAACGUCAAACGCAGUUUUAAACCUCCUGAGGGAAAUGUUAUUAAUCUUCAUCACGAACAGUAUGCACUCACGUAUGGUAUGAUGUGUGGCAUUCGUGACUCGGCUGGGCUUCAAAAUCCGUUUAAACAGCGCUUAACGAUGGAUGAUUUCAUGUCGGUCGACAACAAGAUCUUUCCUGCAACUGGACAGCUUCAACAUCCAUUUAAAUUUAAGGAUUACUCUCCGGAUGUCUUUCGUCAAGUGCGUCGUCGCUUUGGCAUCGACUUGGCCGACUACAUGCUUACAUUGAGUGGUGACUUUAAUUUUAUCGAGUUUAUGUCGAAUUCCAAAUCAGGACAAUUUUUCUUUUACUCCCAUGACGGACGAUUCAUGAUCAAAACGCAAACAAAAGAUGAGUCAAAGUUUCUUCGUCGGAUUUUGCCGCACUACUACAAGUUUGUGAUGGAAAAUCCAGAUACUCUUAUCACGCGCUUUUAUGGCAUGCACCGUGUCAAGAUGCACCAUUUGAGAAAAAAAAUGCACUUCGUCAUCAUGGCUAGUGUGUUUGAUACGCCAUUGGAUAUCCACGCACGUUUUGACUUGAAAGGCUCCCGUGUUGGACGCCAUGCGACUUUAAAAGAGCAUCAACGAGGAAGUGCAGGUGUUUUAAAAGAUAAUGAUUUGCUGGAAAAAGGCUUUCAUUUGCAAAUGGGGGUAGCUCGACGGACUAUUUUUCUCGUGCAGCUUCGAAAAGAUGUUGAAUUUUUAAAGCAGAUGAAGAUUAUGGACUACAGUCUUCUCAUCGGAGUUCACGAUUCGGGCUGUGAACUUUCGAACGAUUUGUACAUGGGGGCUACAUGGAGCGAUAGCUCCGGUAGUGUUAUGUCUGACCAAGGAAGUAAUUCUAUGUCAUCACCAAGUUCUCCUGCUCGCUCAGACCCUGGAUUGACGAUCGCAGUUUCAUCUAUCCAGACUCGAUUGGCGCUUUCACCUCCAAGCACACCUACAUUUGGAGAUGGAUAUAAGGGAUUGGAUCUCGACUCGGACAAUGACUCAGAAACGAGCAGUGAUGGUGGUUUUGGACUCAGCUUUGGCAAUGCAUUUGGUGACUUUGCCUCACCAGCGAAUCGUAGUCCGUUUGGGUCUCUGCCUUCGACACCUAGAGGCUCAGUAUCAACGAUGACGCCGUUGUCUCCUCGUCUACUCGACACUACAGCGUAUGCAGAGUAUUCUGAGUCUGUAUUUUGCAAGGAUGAAGGUGGCAUGUACGGACGUGAUCGUCAUGGUAGGAAGAAUGGGUUUGUUUACUUUUUAGGUAUUAUUGAUAUCCUGCAGCAGUACAACACGCGCAAGAUUGCUGAAGCCUUUAUAAAGGGCUUGCGUCACAACCGCAAACAGAUUUCGUCGGUUAAUCCUGAUUUUUAUGGGGAUCGGUUUAUCGAGUUUAUGGAGAAACAUGUCGUUCAAGAUGAUACUCUCAUUUCACCUCGUCCAUUAGUUUCUCCAACUUCUGCGAGUAGUGUUGACUCAAUGCCACAUAUGGAAGAUGACGCCUGCUGA